Molecule: messenger RNA, 543 nt
Organism: Pistacia vera
Lineage: Eukaryota; Viridiplantae; Streptophyta; Magnoliopsida; Sapindales; Anacardiaceae
Exons: 2
Coding region: 1-543 (180 amino acids)
Source: RefSeq, a predicted model, not a curated record
AUGGGUGCUCCAAUUCUAUUUGUCAAGAAGAAUGAUGGAUCCCUCCGGAUGUGCAUUGAUUCUUGGGAGUUGAAUAAGAUAAUAUACUCCAAAAAAAAUGAAGAGCAUGAACAACAUUUGAGGUUUGUAUUGCAAGGAUUAAGGGAGAAGCAAUUGUAUGCCAAGUUCUCCAAAUGUGAGUUUUGGUUGGAUCAGGUAACGUUUCUUGGUCAUGUGGUUUCCAAGGAAUGCAUAUCAAUGGAUCCUAAUAUGGUAGAGGCAGUACUUGAAUGGAAAAGGCCAACAACAAUGAAGGAGGUAAGGAGUUUUCUAGGCUUGACUGGGUAUUACAGAAAAAUUGUGCAAGGGUUUGCUAAACUUCCUCGUCCACUCACUGUACUUACCAAGAAGGAGACUCCAUUUCAGUGGACAUAUAUAUGUGAGCAGAGUUUCCAGGAGUUAAAGAGGAGAUUGACCAGAACUCCCAUUUUAGCUUUGCCCGAGGAGGGUGUUGAUUAUGACAUUUGUAUUGAUGCUUACAUAGUGGUGUUAGGGCAGUAUUGA